AACGGAUAUCUGAGCAGACCUCUUCAACAACUCGUACCCCACAACUUUCUGCACUACUUCCACCAUACUUUUACAUUUCCCCUCCUCCCUUCCUCAUCAGUUCACAUGCACCCCCAUCCGGACAUGUGUACACCUGGCCCUCUGCUUUGGACCUGGUCCGGCUGUAGCCUCGACCGUCUACCCAGCAUGAACGUCUCACAGCCAGCCUUAUAAAUCGCCGAAUCCUACCCAUGGAGUGGUUCUUAACCAGAAGUUACGAACUCCUUACCCUAUGGAAGGAUCGGGGCUUGGUUGCCGCAAGGCUGGAUGUCCCGUUUUGGUUUUCCAAGACGGGCAUCAUGUGAGAUACGUUCUGCUAGCUGUCGAGGUUAUCAGUCGGCCUUGGUCCAGAGCGGCAGGAUCAUUUUUUGCAGACGUCUGGAUGAAGAACAAAUGUUAGUGUGGCCGUCCUUUCCACAACUUGGAGUAGCUGGGACACGCAUCGCGCACCAAGCACUACCAUUGCCGCCACAAUGCCUGGCUGGGAAAGUUACUCUCACCGAAACUCUCGCCUUCACCAGCAAGGGUUCGUGUCCCAUCGCUAGCGUGAGGCAGAAAAGGUCUCAUGUGCUUGCCGCACGAGUAUUCCCCUUCGCGCGAGGUACGUUACCCUACUACACCAUGGUCAUGGGCGGGCUAUCCUCCUGGCUUUUAUCACCCCCUCUCCCUACUUCCAUAUUUCCCUGUCACUGUCUGCAGCCCGCAAUGACGAUAAACCAACGGCCAGAGGUGCGCCGAUGCAGAGGAUCGUGCUUGCUUCUCUCGCUUUCUGUUUUCCACGACAGAAGGCUUGUAGGGAAGACAGGGCGCCUUCUUUGCGUCUAGAGCAGCACCGAUGACGGAUAAAAUUGUAGUUUUCAAUCGGAGGGGGUUUGCAGGUAGACUUUACACUCUGCCUGGGGGCCUUGGAACGAGAUGGAGAGACCCUUACACCUUUCUCCUUUUCCUCUUCCCAAACAAUGAACACGGAGCCCGGUGAUGACCGAAUUCCAAAAAGCCAAAUUUGCAGGCAGCAGAGCUAUAGGUCUACAAACAACCUUUCUAUCACUGAAAGGAGAUUUGGCUCGCGUUGUCAGUGAGAACUUAAGAGAGCUAAUCU
Messenger RNA from Neurospora hispaniola, 1138 nucleotides. RefSeq lists its product as uncharacterized. The record is from RefSeq and is a predicted model, not a curated record. Lineage: Eukaryota; Fungi; Ascomycota; Sordariomycetes; Sordariales; Sordariaceae. Bases 307 to 864 code for a protein of 185 amino acids. The transcript has a single exon.